Messenger RNA from Ceratosolen solmsi marchali, 2489 nucleotides. RefSeq names its product N-alpha-acetyltransferase 35 (gene Naa35). Gene Ontology annotation, cellular component: NatC complex. Bases 217 to 2409 code for a protein of 730 amino acids. The record is from RefSeq and is a predicted model, not a curated record. The transcript is spliced from 10 exons. Gene Ontology annotation, biological process: N-terminal peptidyl-methionine acetylation. Lineage: Eukaryota; Metazoa; Arthropoda; Insecta; Hymenoptera; Agaonidae.
UACGUAUAGGCGUUAAGCAAGAAAAUUUAGAUCAUUUACGACCAAAUGAUACCAAAAUUAUUUAGUUAUUUUGAAAAAUCCCCAAUAUGGAAGGUCAUAAUAAAUUGUUUUGCGCUUUAAAUAUGGUAGUACUCGAGAACAGAAUUUAAAGGUACCAAUAAAAUAAAGGUUAGGCUAGUUGUAAAAAGAAACCUAAUCAACUUAGGAGCCACAAAAAUGGCGAGGUUAAUGGAAGAACAGAAUUUGAUUGACAUGAAUGAUGAAAAGGAAACAUCAUCAUAUCAAAAUUCUUUUAAUUGGGUUGAUAUCACACAGGGGUUUUUUGAAUCUAUUACUGAACUAGAACUUGGAGAGCUUUUACAUGACGAACUGUUUGGACUAUUUGAUGCGAUGUCUGCUAUUGAAAUGAUGGAUCCAAAAAUGGAUGCUGGAAUGUUAUGCAAUCGAGGAAAUAGCAAGCCAUACACAUUUUCGCAGGCUGCGAUAACCGGAGUUAUCAAGUUAGAUGGUCUUUCGCCAUCAGAAAUUAUAGGAAUAAUCGAUUCAACUUAUGCUUGUAUAGUUUCAUGGUUGGAGGGGCAUAGUUUAGCGCAAACAGUCUUUACAAAUUUAUAUUUGCAUAAACCCGAUCAAAUUAUAGAUAAAACAUUAAAAAUAUUUUGUUACGCAGUCUAUAAAAUUAUUGAAGAGAUUAGGGAAUGUAUAGUUAAAGCUUCGGUAUACGAAGAAGAGGACUUCCAAAGUGUUAUGUAUGGAGGUUAUAAGUUACAGCCUGAUAUAACGGAACAAAAAACAAUUUCUAUGUUGAGAGAAGUUGAAGAAGAAUUGCAUCGGAAAAGUCGAAUAAAACCUGUUGAUGACGAGACAGAAAGAGAGUAUAAUGAUGGAUUGGCACUUUAUGCUAGGAUAAGAUUUACAAAGAUGCUCUAUCAAGUCUUAACACUAAUGGGUAGAAAAGAACAGUUACAACAAAAUUUAAGUGGCUGUCAACGUCUUCUUUGUAAUUGUUCGGAUAUGAUUCAAAUUAUGAUAAAAACAGUUAAUAGAGGGGUAAAGGCCGAUGAAAUUACAAAUCAUCCUAAUGUGAUGGGCUUCGAUCCAAUGACUAACCAAAGACUUUUACCACCAACAUUUCCAAGAUAUACAAAAAUAAAGCCAAGAAUCGAAGCACUUGAAUAUAUGGAUGAGCUUAUAAACAGAUUUAAAAUAGUUACUAAAAUUACUAGUUAUAAUAAUUUCCAUGGUGCUUUGGAUUUCUUUUUAGAAUUUUCACGACAAAGUCCGUGCAUACUUUCAAGAUCUAUGCUACAAAUUGUUUAUUUACCUACGGCCAAUCGUGUUUUCGGUGUUCAUAAUUUUUCAGAUAUUUUGAAAGAUGCGGCAAGAAAUUUUAUUGCACCACCUGCUCUGAUGCCCAAAAGUGUAUUAUUACAGAAUCAUCAAGCAAAAGAAUUUGUCGAUAAUUUUUUAGGACAUUGCGCUAAUGUUUUUGGAACUCUGUUACAAACUAGUGGUCAUAAUAGAGCUCGACAAAGAGAUAGAUUAGCUUAUUUAUUUGAAAAUUUUGCGAAUUUGCAAGAUGAGGCUGAGAGAGUCGAUGGCUAUUUACAUGCACUGUCGAUGAAAGGAGAUAGUCCAAGGCCACACUUAGCAUGUUUCGGCACAUGGAUUUUAUAUCAUACUCUACGGUUGAUGGUUAUGUAUUUGUUAAGUGGCUUUGAAUUGGAACUUUAUUCGGUUCAUGAAUAUCAUUAUAUAUUUUGGUAUUUGUAUGAAUUUUUGUACGUCUGGUUGGUAUCAGCUAUAACAAGAGCCGAUACAUUUAUACUGGAGCAGGAUAUUCACAGCGAGUCGCAUAAAGGCAGGAGUGGCAAGAAAAAUGCAAAAAGUAAGAAAAAGAAAGCUACAGCCAGACCAUAUCAUUUAGAGAUUCUUAUGUAUCAAGCUCUGCAAUAUAUAUGUGGAGGUUUCUACAAGGCACUGGUUGGUUUUCGAUUGGAUGGCAGAAUACCCUUGCCGGAAAAUCAAUUUGAUUGCGAACGAGUACGAUAUGAACAUCGAUUGUUACCUUUCUCCUAUUUAUUAACACCACCACCUGUUAAUUAUAAAAAAUUUAUAGAGUAUAUGAAUGCUCAAGUUAAUAAAAAGAAUGAGAAAGCUACGAGCGAAUCUCAAUAUUUUGAUGGUUGUCGAUAUUUUCAUCAGGCUAAGAAUAUGCUAGAUCGUGCGCUCGAACUUAAUCCAGCUAAUUCAAAUACUGUGAACGAGAUUAACGAUUUGUUAAAAGUUGCCAAAACUAAUUUUAUCGUAUUGAAAUUACUCAAUGGCGGGCAUAAAAAAGAUUCCAAAGAGCCGCCAAUCUUCGACUUCUCGUGCCACCAACACUUUCCAAUUAUAAAACUUACUUAAAUCACUAUUGCUUGUAGCAAUAUCGUUUUGCCAAUGGAAGUUUGAAUCAUUAUUUAUUUUAGUUAAAAAUAAAUAAAUAA